UCCCAAAAGUCUUCUUCUAAAAUCACUCCAAUUCAACCCUUCUAUUUACAUACAUACACACAGAGACACUCCUUUUUCUCCAAUUCUAUUCUUUUUAUUGGUUAUUCCAGAUUCGAUCACAUCGCUCUCUGGUCCAAAAUCUUAUUCGUUUUCAUACCCCUAUGUGAUUAUCAUUCACUACCCAAAAAAAGGAAAAAAAGAAAUGUCACUUCCAAAGCAUGGCCACAGAUUUUUCAAGUUUAGGAUCACAUCAAUUAUAUUUCUUGUCAAAACCCCACUUUUUUAAAUUCCAUGAAAAGUUGUUGUCUACUUUAGAUAUUCUCUUGAUUUGUUGAUUGCAUCCUCACCUCUUAUAGUGCUUUUGUGUUAGACUUAUUCCUCUCUCUCUUUUCUUCUUCUUGAAUAUAUUAAAGACAAAUGAUUUGUGGGGAUUACAAGUUUUCACGUGAAGUUGUAGCGAUGUCUUGGAUUAUGCUAAGGAUUGAUUACUCGAGGCUCUUUUGGCUAUUAUUUGGUGUUUUCUCUUACGAAAAUCACGAAGGAAAGCCUCGGAUUUCGUAGCAUUAGCUUUACCGUGCGCUCUCUCUCUCUCUCUCUCUCUCUAAUCUUUCAUCUAUACGUUUAUGUUUUUGGUCUAAUAAAGUUUAGUGAUAAUCAUAUAUAUAGUAGUUGCUUGCUAGAGAUAUAAAUAUAUAUUCUUUCAAAAGUAAAAGCAGAAGAUUUUCUUUUGGUGGAGUCGUUUGCUUCCUUGUGUAUAUUAGGGGGGUUUGGUUCACCAUGCAUAAAGUUGGGCUGAAUGAAAUGCUUGAUUUUAAUGGAACAAACUCGGAGUUGGAAUAUGUGGAAAUGGAUUCAUCUAAACGCUACGGACGUUUCAAAGACAUCCUUGGGAAAGGAGCAACAAAGAUAGUAUACAAAGCAUUUGAUGAGUUACUAGGAAUGGAAGUAGCUUGGAACCAAGUGAAACUCAAUGAUAUGUUUAGGUCACCGGAAGAAUUACAAAGGCUCUACUCAGAAGUCCAUCUCCUCAAAGAACUUGAUCAUGAAUCCAUCAUGAAAUUCCAUGCAUCUUGGAUCAAUGUUGAAGGCAGAACCUUCAACUUCGUUACUGAAAUGUUUACCUCUGGCACCCUUAGAGAGUAUAGACAAAAAUACAGGCGAGUGAAUAUACAUGCAAUUAAGAAUUGGGGAUGCCAAAUCCUCAAGGGUCUUGCUUAUUUGCAUUGUCAUGAUCCUCCAGUUAUACAUCGAGAUCUCAAGUGUGACAACAUCUUUGUGAAUGGACAUCUUGGCCAAGUUAAAAUUGGUGAUUUAGGAUUAGCGACCAUACUUUGUGGAUCACACCAUGCUCAUAGUGUCAUAGGUACUCCUGAAUUUAUGGCUCCAGAACUAUACGAAGAGGAUUAUGAUGAACUGGUAGAUGUAUACUCUUUUGGCAUGUGUGUGUUAGAAAUGCUCACUUCGGAGUAUCCAUACAGUGAAUGUUCAAAUCCAGCUCAAAUAUACAAGAAAGUCACCUCAGGAAAGCUACCAAAAGCAUUUUACAAGAUAAAUGAUCCAGAAGCCCAAAGAUUUGUUGGAAGAUGCUUGAGUCCUGCUUCUGAAAGGCCAUCUGCUUCUGAGCUAUUGAGGGAUCCAUUCCUUGCUGUUGUUGAAGAUGAGGAUUUAUCUCCGGUCAUAAAUUUGCCAUGUCAAAAGUUUACACCAAACGAAAAACAGAAUGAAAUUAUACCGUCUCAGCCCGAUGAAUCAGUACUAGGUGGCACAAACAUGACAAUCACAGGAACAAUGAAUCCAGAAGAUGAUACCAUCUUUCUCAAAGUACAAAUUUUUCAAAAAAAUGGGCAAGCAAGGAACAUAUUCUUCCCUUUCGACAUUUCUAAUGACACGGCAUUGGAAGUGGCGACGGAAAUGGUGAAGGAGUUAGACAUAACAGAUUGGGAUCCUCUUCAGAUUGCUGAUAUGAUUGACACUGAGAUUUCUGCUCUAAUUCCAGAAUGGAAGAAGUCGCGCUCUCUUCAGAAUUUUGAACAACAACAUAGCUUCACCUACGAUGAUGAUGAUGAUGAAAACACUCCCCAUCCUUUCUAUUACAUUUCCUCCCAUUCUUCUUCCCAACUUUCUCUCCCUGGUCUCCUCCCUUCAUAUGAAUCCACAUUCCAUCAAGUGAAAUUAGACCAUGACUGGCUUCAAGACGAGUUGAAAUUGAAUGAUGAUUCAUGUUCUCAAUGCUCAAUAAACUCCUACGGAUCCUUCAACCAUGUGAACUUUUAUGAAGAUGAUGCUGAUUGUAUGGGUUCCAAGAAAGCAGAAUCUCAGUGUACUCAGCAGACAAGCAAAUGUAGUACAAGGUUUUGUCCUGAAACAAGCAUGUUGUCCAAGAAUCAGAACACAACACGGAUGAAUAAUAAUCGCCCAAAAUUGACUAAGGUACGGUCACUGGUUGAUAUACGUAGUCAAUUGCUGCAUCGUUCUCUUGUAGAAGAGAUAAACAAGAGGCGAUUGUUCAAGACUGUUGGUGCUGUUGAAAAUAUUGGCUAUCACGAUCCUGCGAUAGGAAAAGGCCAUGGGUUAGGUUGGUAACGCUCAUUGCAUUUUACAGGAUGCUCAUCCAAGGUUCGAAAUGAUUAAGCCUAAUAUACAAAACGAACAAAAUUGUCUCUCUCCUCCUCUUCAUUUACGCUUUUGUCAAGUCCCUUGGUACUUAAUUAAAACCCCGAUGAAAUAAAUUACUUAUCAUGUGAUUGUAAAUUAUUACUGACUCAACUUUAUACAUGAUGUUUAUGCUACAUUUCCCUGUCAAAUCAAUAGUGUUUGUAUAGCUCAAUCUCCGGCUUUGCCAACGCUCCCUGUUGAAUGUAGUGGAUGUUGUU
This is a messenger RNA of Solanum dulcamara, 2873 nucleotides long. Its product is annotated as probable serine/threonine-protein kinase WNK5. NCBI's taxonomy places the organism in Eukaryota, Viridiplantae, Streptophyta, Magnoliopsida, Solanales, Solanaceae. Bases 778 to 2583 code for a protein of 601 amino acids. Gene Ontology annotation, molecular function: ATP binding; protein serine/threonine kinase activity. The record is from RefSeq and is a predicted model, not a curated record. The transcript is spliced from 7 exons. Gene Ontology annotation, cellular component: cytoplasm. Gene Ontology annotation, biological process: protein phosphorylation; intracellular signal transduction.